Molecule: messenger RNA, 2703 nt
Organism: Prunus avium (sweet cherry)
Lineage: Eukaryota; Viridiplantae; Streptophyta; Magnoliopsida; Rosales; Rosaceae
Gene: MEE12
Product: maternal effect embryo arrest 12
Biological process (GO): RNA polymerase I preinitiation complex assembly; nucleolar large rRNA transcription by RNA polymerase I
Cellular component (GO): RNA polymerase I core factor complex
Molecular function (GO): RNA polymerase I core promoter sequence-specific DNA binding
Source: RefSeq, a predicted model, not a curated record
AAACAACCCUAAACCCCACACCACCGCCACCUCCUUCCUCUCGCUCCGUCUCUGUCUCUCUUUCCUACACAACCGGUCGGACUGCAGCCAGCCAUAGCCGUCGAACUCACGAGCCAUCGCACUGCAACCAACCGUCACUCUUAAACAAUCGAAAUCGGCGUUUUUUCGCCGGUUCAGAUUCGGUUGGGUGUCUAGAGUAGUUGGGAGAGAGAGACGUAGAGGGGGUUUCGGUCGGUGCCUCUUAAAGUUCAUUCCCUCAUUUGGGUUCUAUCGAAUUUUGUAGCUGUUCGUUCUUGUACUCUCUCUUUCUGAAUUUCACACACACGCCUUCAUGGAAGGGAAAAACCAAAAAACAAAAUAAAAUUGAAAGCUUAGAGCAUUGAUGAGAAGUUGGAAGCUUAUCUAAGAAGAAAGACAAGGACAAACUUGGUUGAGAAGAUUUGAGAGCUCAAUUUAAGGCUGUUGAUGUCGAAUUCGUGGAUUUGUGAAACUUGUGGCAACGAGGAGCUGGUAGACGGCAAUAAUGGCUUCUUCUACUGCAGCCAGUGCAACUCACAAGCGCAGGGCUUCAAGGACACCGGGGUGGCCGAUGAGGACUUUUACGACGAGACUGGCGAUGCACAGGGAGGCCUCUACUCUGCCCGUAACACCCGCCGCGUCAACAUCUCCGCCGUCAAACCCGAGGCCCUUUCCCAACCCCUGGAUAAUAACCCUUUGAGUCAAACCAACAUGGAAAAUGACAAUGCUGAUGCUGUGGGACCCACGGAACCCGAGGAUUUUGGAUUCGACACGGUGGAGGGCUAUUACAGUGAGGUUAGGCUUAGGUAUGUGAAAGGAGUGCAGCGGAUGAUUGAGCUCCAAUGUGAGGCUUUGGUUAGGGAGUUUAAGGUGAACCCUUUGAUUUGUGGGUUGUCUGGGUCCAUUUGGCUACGCUUAUUGGCUUGGACUCGUGUUUUUCAGGAUGAUUGGGGUGACCGGACUUUCGAUGACGCUGAGAUACGCCAACAAGGGGAACCACCCGAAGAUUUUAAGCCACGCUCUAAAUACAGAGACGAACCUCACACAAGGUUUGGUCAGCGAGCAGUAAUGGUAUGGUUUAGGUCCUUGAGAAACACUAUACCAUUAUCUUAUACUUUAGCUAUUUCCUUUCUGGCUUGUCAUCUUUCCAGGGAAGCAGUCCUACCGACAGACAUAGUAAAAUGGUCAGUUGAAGGAAAGCUCCCAUAUUUUUCUGCUUUUCUUGAAAUUGAAAAAGACUUGGGAAGGCCUUCACGUGCCUGCCCAAUAAGUUCAAGCUUAAUGUUUAGACCUUCUGAAUCUGUGCCAGUGCAAAAGUUGGAAGCACUGGCAGCAUCCAUUGCUGAGUCCAUAGGCUUGCACUUACCUCCAGUGAAUUUUUUUGCUAUAGCUUCUCGCUAUCUGAAAAAGUUAUCUCUUCCAGUCGGAAAGGUUCUCCCUCACGCAUGUCGCAUAUAUGAGUGGUCAAUGCCUCCAGAUUUAUGGUUAUCAACAAAUGAGUUGAGGCUUCCUACUCGUGUGUUUGUUAUGUCAAUACUGAUUGUAGCAGUAAGAAUUCUUUAUAAUAUUCAUGGUUUUGGAGAAUGGGAAAAAAGUUUGUCCAGAAUUCAUACUUUGUCUUCCACAUCUAAUCAGAUGGGAGAUCUGGAUCCCACAUCCAAUUCCAAAAUGCGGUCUGGUACUGCAGAGGAUUUAGGUUCGCCAUCCCACAAUUUGGAUGAUACGGAUACAGAGCUUGUUAGAAAUUUGUCAAAUGCUCAGAACUCUGAAUUGGACGCUGCAGAACUUCUAUCCAGCCUUGAAGCAAAGCAUAAUGAAAUUGCUGAUACUUAUGAAUAUUGCAAGGACUUACCAACGUAUCUUCAGUUCUGCAAGGAUGUAGUCUUUGCUGGAUCAAAAUCAUCAUUCAAGGAUCACAAGGAAGAAGAGCUAAUUGAAUUGUUAUGGAACUUUUAUCAGAGUAGAAAGGAUUCUGAAACAGCAGUCGAACAAGGAUUGCUUUGUGGUGAAACUGUUAACCAGAAAAGAUUGAGGGACAAUGAAGAGUGCACUAAUGAUAUAUCUGAAGAAAAAAAGUUUAGUAAUAAAUGCCCUGUUUCUAGCCCUUACUCUGGUGAUGAAACUCCCUUCGCGGACGACCAACAAAGGAGCAAAAAUGGCGAUAAUUCUUGUAGUAGCUCACAGAAUAGUCAGAACUCAGAAGUUAAUGACGCAGAAACUCUCAAAGAGGAAGCCAUUACUCGAAUGAAAUUAGACAUGGAGGAGAAGAGAUUCUUUUAUAUUCCACCGAGGGUCAACCUCAAAAGAUUUGAUUACCUUCACUAUGUAAGGAAGAAGGAUGAAGGUGCCUACACUUAUGCUGCACAUGCUGAUUAUUACAUCUUGCUUCGUGCUUGCGCUAGAGUUGCAGAAGUUGAAAUCCGGUGUAUGCACAUUGCAGUGUUGAGCUUCGAGAGGAGGCUGGCUUGGAUGGAAAAGAGAAUCAACCACUGCUUGCACUUGACCCCACCUAUUGUCUCAUGCGAGUAUUGUGCUGAUAUGGUCCCAGAAAAUACUAAUGCAGAAAAUGAUAUUGAAUCGAUUGGUUUUCCAGAUUUGAAUUUAUGAGUUUUAUUUUUAUUUUUUAUAUUUGAAUAUUACUCUUCUUUUUCCAAGGUACUAUAGAGCAUAGAUGAGAAUUCACAA